Molecule: messenger RNA, 708 nt
Organism: Lobosporangium transversale
Lineage: Eukaryota; Fungi; Mortierellomycota; Mortierellomycetes; Mortierellales; Mortierellaceae
Exons: 1
Coding region: 1-708 (235 amino acids)
Source: RefSeq, a predicted model, not a curated record
AUGGCCGAUUUUGAACACAUCGAUAUCUCGGAGAGGUUGACUCGCGUCGCGAACGAGAUUAACGCCUGUGAUGAGCGAAUCAACUCACUCCAAGAUAUGAUCAACUUCUGGGAAAACUCCUUAGCGGGAGACCAAAGAGGACCUGCACCUGCAGAACCCAAUACAGGCUACCCUAUGACUGUGUCCCCUGAAGCUUUGGAUAUGUCCCAGGGACAGGCACAAACAAUUGAAAUAUCCGAACAACAAGGCCUAUUUGAGCAACAUGGGUUGCCGGAGAGACAUGGGCUAUUUGAGCAAUACAAACCAUCAGAUCAAUAUGAAUUGCUAGAACAGUGCGGACCAGUAGAGCAUGGUGGAUCGUCAGAACAGCUAGGACCAUUCGAGUGGCACGGAGUAGCUGACCAAUACCGGCCAUCAGAACAACAGGAUCCUUCAGAACAACAUGUGCCGUUAGAACAAUAUGAAACGUUAAAACAAGAAGAACUAUUAGAGCAACAGGAAGCAUUAGAGCCUACGACUUCCGAUGGAAUGGAGCAUUUGUACGAUUAUUCGUUACAGGAGCAAACUGAGAGGACCCUGGAUGAGCUGAAUUCCUUCUUACGGGAAGCAAUAAGAACAAAAGACGAGCUGGAAGGUGCCAUGGUUAUUCUCAUGACUGAAUUUAUGCUGAAGGAGGGUCCCGAUAAUAGCAAAGAUAAGAGUAGCUAA